AUGUUGGCCUUGUGCAUACCCCUAUACCGAAAUAACCCGCCCAUCGAGAUCGAAGCCUCGUGGAAUACAACUGACAAGCUCUUGCGAGAAGCUGACCCCUCCGACUGCAAUCAGGGACCCCCUUGUGCCAGGCACUGCCCGGACGCCCCCGACCGCAACCAGGGACCCUCAUGUGCCAGGUACUGCCCAGACAGCCCCUCCUGGACUGGGGACCCCCAUGUGUCAGGUGCUACCCAGAUGCCCGCUGACCGCAACCGAGGACACCUGUGUGCCAGGCGCUGCCCAGAUGCCCCCUCCCCCAACCGGGGACACCCUUGUGCUGGGCGCUGCCCAGACCCCCCCAUCGCAAUCGGGGACCCCCUUGUGCCUGGCACUGCCCAGACCCCCCCCGAGAUCAGACCCCCCCUCUUGCUGAACCAGUACGUGCGGGCGCACUGGAGAGAGGACACAUUCUUUGGGUACCAGUUUCUGAACGGGGUCCACCCAGUGGUGAUCCGGCGCUGCACAGAGCUGCCCUGCAACUUCCCCGUCACGCCGGCCAUGGUGGCCUCCUCCCUGGGGGAGAGCACCAGCCUCCAGGACGAGCUGGCGAAGGGGAACAUCUUCCUCGCCGACUAUCAAAUCCUGGAGGGCGUCCCGGCCAACACGAUCAACGGCUACCAGCAGUACAUCACCGCGCCCCUCUGCCUGCUGCUCCUACAGCCCUCAGGGGAGCUCGUCCCCAUAGCCAUCCAGCUCAGCCAGAGCCCAGGCCCCAACAGUCCCAUCUUCCUGCCCAGCGACCCCGAGUGGGACUGGACCCUGGCCAAGACCUGGGUGCGCUACGCCGACUUCCUGACACACGAGGCCGUCAGCCACCUGCUGCUCACCCACCUGAUCGACGAGCCUUUCGCCCUGGCCACCCUGCGCCAGCUGCCCCUGUGCCACCCGCUCUUCAAGCUGCUGCUGCCCCACACCCACUACACGCUGCACAUCAAUGUCCUGGCCAGGACCCUGCUAUUCAGACGUGGAGGGAUCAUCAAAAGGGGCAUGGGCUCAGGGCUCGAGGGGACCAAAGUGCUGAUGGCCAACGGCAUGUCCUGCCCGACCUAUGCCUCCCUCUGCUUCCCUGAUGACAUCCAAGAGCAUGGGGUUGACUGCAACCCCAAUUACUUCUACAGGGAUGAUGGGCUGAAGAUCUGGUCAGCCAUUGAGAGCUUCGUCUCCGGCAUCGUCAGACACUAUUACCCCAAUGACACCCACAUCCUGGCCGACUGCGAGCUGCAGACCUGGGCAGACGAGAUCUUCAAUCAAGGUUUCCUGGGGAACGAGGCAUCCGGCUUCCCCUCAUCCCUGCAGAGCAUCCCUGAGCUCAUCAAGUACCUGACCAUGUGGAUCUACUGCUGCUUGGCCCGGCACGCUGCCCUCAAUAGCGGGCAGUAUGACCUUGGCGCUUGGAUGCCCAAUUCCCGGGCACCUGAGGAACCCCGCCCCAGGCCAAGGGCACACUCGCUGGAGAGCUACCUGGACACCAUCCCGGAGGUCAGCACCAGCCUCGCUAUCUACAUCCUCUGGGCCCUCUUGCUCGAGCCGGGGGACUCGAGAUCCCUGGGCACGUACCCCGACGAGCACUUCACAGAGGAGCCCCCCAAGCGGCUGUUCGCAGCCUUCCGGUGCCCGGCCCAGAUCUCCCAGGAGAUCCAAGAGAGGAACAAAUCCCUGCCCAUCCCCUACCAUUACCUGUAUCCCCACCAAAUCGAGAACAGCGGGUCCAUCGGAGCCCGACCGGAGAGCCCCAGGGACGGGCCGCAUGUGGCCGCUGGCAUCACUGUCCCUGCGAUCCUGUCCUGGGAGCCAGAAACCACAGCCUGGUUCCAUUCUGAAUGGCUGAUUCUGCCUAGUGGGACAAAUAUUUACCAAGCACAUUGA
Molecule: messenger RNA, 1908 nt
Organism: Dermochelys coriacea (leatherback sea turtle)
Lineage: Eukaryota; Metazoa; Chordata; Testudines; Dermochelyidae
Product: hydroperoxide isomerase ALOXE3-like
Biological process (GO): lipid oxidation; linoleic acid metabolic process
Molecular function (GO): iron ion binding; oxidoreductase activity, acting on single donors with incorporation of molecular oxygen, incorporation of two atoms of oxygen
Source: RefSeq, a predicted model, not a curated record